Molecule: messenger RNA, 1584 nt
Organism: Brenthis ino (lesser marbled fritillary)
Lineage: Eukaryota; Metazoa; Arthropoda; Insecta; Lepidoptera; Nymphalidae
Source: the annotation of a GenBank genome assembly
AUGCCGAAGAAUAUUUUAGCCGAAAUGGGCUCGCAGGUGGGACUCACUCCCGCCCGCCAGAACAAAAAGGAAGCGGAAGAAUGGGCCCGUCGGCAGAGUGGUCCCAUGGUCAACCCUUCCUUCGAGCCCGAUGACUUUCUACCACAAAGUUUAUCACCGGUCAAAGAUGAGAAGAAGAGACCGGGGGACAAAGGCAUUUUCCUUGUCAAUAUGAAAGAGAAAAACCUUCAGGAAGUCGAAGAAUACGAGCCUUAUGACAAUAGAGUUGUAGAACAUCCCACUACAAAUACAGAGACCCUCCUCCAUUUGUUAAAAGGCAGUUUGGGAACCGGUAUCUUGGCGAUGCCGCAUGCAUUCUCCAAAUCUGGCUAUGUAGUGGGUACGAUAGGGACAGUGGUCAUCGGGGUGCUAUGUACGUACUGUAUACACGUCCUGCUGGACUCCUGCUACGUGCUCUGUAAGCGGCGGAAGGUACCCUCCUUAACUUAUACCGCGGCGGCCGAAGCGGCACUCUCCGAGGGACCCGACUGGUGUAAAGCAUUCGCGCCGUAUGCAGCGCACGUGGUGAACGCGUUCCUUCUCAUUUACCAGAUCGGCACAUGUUGUGUAUACGUGGUGUUCGUGUCCGAGAACAUCCAUUUCGUACUCACUGAGCACUUCAAGCUAAACGUAACCGUCUUCGAAGUCAUGCUUUACAUACUCUUGCCCCUGGUUCUUAUAAACUGGGUCAGAGAUUUGAAGUAUUUGGCUCCAUUCUCUGCUAUAGCAAACGCAGUGACCAUUGUCAGUUUUGCAAUCAUUUUAUACUAUAUAUUUAGAGAAGCUCCCACGUUGGAAGGGAAAGUGCCCGCUGGGAAGAUUGGAGACUUCCCUCUUUUCUUCGGCACUGUGUUAUUCGCUUUGGAAGCUAUUGGUGUGAUCUUGCCCCUAGAAAAUGAAAUGAAGACGCCAAAGGACUUUGUAGGUAAAUUCGGCGUGUUAAAUGGCGCGAUGAUCAGCAUCAUAAUUCUGUACGUCGGGAUGGGUCUCUUUGGAUAUCUACAGUACGGAAACAAGGCAGCUGGAAGUAUCACACUCAACUUGCCUUCAGAGACCGAAACGCUGGCAAGUGUGGUCCAAUGUCUCCUUGCAUUCGCUAUUUUCAUCACUCACGGCCUCGCCUGUUACGUCGCUAUCGAUAUCUUGUGGAACGAGUACAUUGGCGUCCGUAUGUUGAACAGCAACCACAGGAUCAUAUGGGAGUACUUGCUCAGGACACUCAUAGUACUGGUUACUUUUGGUAUUGCAGCGGCCGUUCCAGAGCUGGAUCUGUUCAUAUCUCUGUUCGGAGCUCUCUGCCUGUCCGCGCUGGGCCUGGCCUUCCCCGCCUUUAUACAGAGCUGCACCUACUGGUACUACGUGUCAGACUCCGAAAGAAUCAGAAUGAUUGUGAAAAACGCUAUAGUUGUUCUCUUCGGCACUCUAGGACUCGUGGUCGGUACGUGGACCUCCUUAGAAGGAAUCAUCGUCAAAUUUUCAGGCCACGGCAUCGUUGUCAACGCAACAGAAGCACCGAGCGCCUUCACCGAAACCAGCUUAAUGCCU